Molecule: messenger RNA, 548 nt
Organism: Anoplophora glabripennis (Asian longhorned beetle)
Lineage: Eukaryota; Metazoa; Arthropoda; Insecta; Coleoptera; Cerambycidae
Exons: 2
Coding region: 56-442 (128 amino acids)
Molecular function (GO): odorant binding
Source: RefSeq, a predicted model, not a curated record
AUCAGCUCUCUGCAAUGAUAUGUCAUAAUAAAAAUAGUUUAAUAGUCAACAAAUCAUGAAGGUUUUAGCGUUGAUUGUGUGUGUUUCUGUCUUUUGCGGCUUGGUUACUGGAACUGCAAUUAAUAGAGACCUCCACAAAGAAUGCCAAGCCGACAAAGCAACCCAUUUGGACGAAAAUAUUAUGAAGGCACUUGACGAAGGAGAAAUUACCGACAGAGCUAAAGUAGGCGCUCAUUUACUUUGUAUAUCUACUAAGGCUGGUGUUAUAAACCAAGAUGGCAGUAUCAACAAAAACAUGGUUAAAGAGAAAUUUUCCAGAUACUACUCUGAUGCAGCAGAACUGGAGAGAAUUACUAACAAAUGUUCCCAACAAGGGACAACACCUGUUGAAACUGCUCUGAAACUGGCAGAGUGUAUUAACGAGUAUUCUUUAGAACAAUAAUUAAGUAAUCCUCUUCUUGUACCAAUGCUUUCAAUUUACAUUUUAAACAAUUAUAUGUAUAUUUUUAUAAAACAUAUAACUCAAAAUAAAAAAUUACAAAACCUAA